Messenger RNA from Exaiptasia diaphana, 840 nucleotides. Its product is annotated as trace amine-associated receptor 1-like. The transcript has a single exon. Gene Ontology annotation, biological process: G protein-coupled receptor signaling pathway. The record is from RefSeq and is a predicted model, not a curated record. Gene Ontology annotation, cellular component: membrane. Bases 1 to 840 code for a protein of 279 amino acids. Gene Ontology annotation, molecular function: G protein-coupled receptor activity. NCBI's taxonomy places the organism in Eukaryota, Metazoa, Cnidaria, Anthozoa, Actiniaria, Aiptasiidae.
AUGGUCUUCGUAGCCAUUCUCAAAACACCAUCUCUUCACACACCAACCAACAUUCUUCUUUGCAGCCUUGCUGUUUCAGACUUUGCGGUUGGUUUCAUCGUACAACCUUCAUUUAUAGCUGCAAUGCUUUCAGAUUACUACAAACCAAWUCAAAUUUUUUUUAAAUAUUCCUAUAUUUUCUUUGUUGCUGUUUCUCUGUUGACGGUCGUGUUGAUCACCUUUGAUCGUUUCCUCGCUUUGUAUUGGCACUUGAAGUACCACAUUAAAGUAAAUGUCAAACGAUCUACAAUUGCGCUGAUCAUGGUGUGGCUAGUAUCGAUUGCCUUCACAGUGGUGUAUCGUGAAGUAGGCGGGAAAGGUCAUAGAUUUCGAUUUUCACUUACAUUUCUUGUGGCCAUUUUAGCAUCUAUUGUUUUUUGUCAUUACAAGACUUUUAAGAUAAUUCGACGGCACCGUCGUCAGAUAGUCGCUCAGCGUCAGGCCUUUCCUCUCCCAAUGACGAAGCAAGGUAGAUCUAUUAAAACAGUGUGGUACAUCCAAGGUCUGUUCAUAAUCUGUAUUGCCCCUUUCGUUUGGUCCAAGAUUGCAUCAGUGUAUUUAUAUCGGGGGGAAUCAUUUCUACGCUCGAUGAAGAACGCCUGCAUGACAUUUUUGUUUUUGAAUUCAACUUUAAAUCCUUUUUUGUAUGGAUACCGGUCCAAGGAAAUCAGGAGGGUUAUCCUUAAAAUGGUAAAACCUUUAAGAACGCGUAAGAUAACUUUUCAGCCGACAAGAACGCACAUGAAUACUGACCUACGAAUAAGAAUUGAAGGUUUAUACAUGAAAUCUGCGAGGAGCUAA